AGGGCCGCGCGCCGUCAGUCGGGCGGCCCGUCAGGCGGUCGGUCGGCCUGUGAGGAAGCCCCGCCAUGGCCGAGAGCGACUGGGACACGGUGACGGUGCUGCGCAAGAAGGGCCCCACCGCCGCCCAGGCCAAGUCGAAGCAGGCCAUCUUGGCAGCCCAGAGAAGAGGAGAAGAUGUGGAGACCUCCAAGAAAUGGGCUGCUGGCCAGAACAAACAGCACUCUAUCACCAAGAACACGGCCAAGCUGGACCGGGAGACCGAGGAGCUGCACCACGACAGAGUGACCCUGGAAGUGGGCAAAGUGAUUCAGCAGGGGCGGCAGGGGAAGGGGCUGACGCAGAAAGACCUGGCCACGAAAAUCAAUGAAAAGCCGCAGGUUAUCGCUGACUACGAGUGCGGAAGGGCCAUUCCGAACAACCAGGUCCUGGGCAAGAUCGAAAGAGCCAUCGGUCUCAAGCUCCGGGGGAAGGACAUUGGGAAGCCGCUCGAGACGGGCCCGAAGGGGAAAUGAGAACAAAGCCUCGAAAUCAGUUGUUCAGACUGAUCCCGUCCGGCCGGUUCUCCGGAGCCGGCCGAACCACCGUGCGCGCGUCCGUCAGGGAAGCGGGCUGGUUGGGGACAACCUGCCGGCUCUGUACUUGUUGUAGAAAGACGAAAAACAAACCGUUGCAAAUCCGA
Messenger RNA from Tachyglossus aculeatus (Australian echidna), 679 nucleotides. It is a transcript of the gene EDF1, whose product is annotated as endothelial differentiation related factor 1. Gene Ontology annotation, molecular function: DNA binding. Gene Ontology annotation, cellular component: nucleus. NCBI's taxonomy places the organism in Eukaryota, Metazoa, Chordata, Mammalia, Monotremata, Tachyglossidae. The transcript is spliced from 5 exons. Bases 66 to 512 code for a protein of 148 amino acids. The record is from RefSeq and is a predicted model, not a curated record.